UGUUAUAUUGCAUGUGACCUGCUGAUGGCGCCGUACAAAACUAAACGCAGUGUGAACGCCGUGGAACUGCUGAACCGGAGGAGCAGAGGGACCAGAGAUGCUCUCAGCAGGUACAACUUGAAGGUCUUCAGAGGUGUACUGCUCCAGGACACCAGGGUUUUUCUUAAAGUAUGGAGCAAGACUUCAAAAUCCAAAAUAAUGUAUGAGAAUGGUAAAUUCUACUUUGAAAAUUACCAGAUCUGUUACAGCUGUGUUCAUUCAGACCCUCAUGUCCUGUACAAACUGCCUAAACGGUCUAAAAAGGAGAAACUUGAAGAUGCCUUACUGUGUCAGAGUCCACUUGAUAAAACACUAGCAUCUCCUUCUGAUCAAAAGCCAAGCCUCUUAGCACUGACUGCUAACAACUGGCUGUGUCGCCUUUCAGUCGAUACGGGGAAGGAGCUUCAGAAAGUUUACCUCUCUCCAAACCUUAAGUUCAAGUAUCUGGGCUGGGAUAUUUCUCCAGAGAUAUUUUAUGUAAAAACUGUUCAAAGUAAAGAAACCUCUUUAGAACGGCAGGCAGGAAUCGUAAACAACACAAUCAUGCACAUUGCCAUCUUUCAGGCUUUCCCCCUUCAGAUUGUGGGUAUAAUGGAGAUCAAUAAGAGGGUAUUUGGAAAUGGAAUAACUGAUGUGGUGCUGUCUCAAGGUGUCCUCGCUGUGUCUUACAGCAACAAGUCAGUCAAACUUUACAGCUGUGAACACAUAUUUCAAAGGUACAUCACAGAGGAAUUAACUCUUGGAAAGCAGAGUUCACUCCUCAGGGGUAAAACAGUGGGAGAGUUUCCUUUUGGCAUCCCAGUAAAUAUCCAAAUCAAAGAUUGUCCUCCUGUGCUUUUUGAGGUGUCGUGCUCUAAUAACGGUGUCCAGGUUGGAGGUUUCCCGUGGCACUACAUAUACACGCCACCACAAAAAAAUCACAAGGGGACUCACCACAUCCGGUCACUGAAGGACAACAUUAUGGCAACAAAUGGAAUACAAAACAUGAACUGCUGCUCAUUAGAGAGUGAUAUGAUUUUCUUUCAUCCUGAUGACUCUGGAAGGAUCAUUCAUUUUGGACCUAACACUAUAAACGUCCUAAAAAUCCUUGGUGAGCUGAACAGCAGUCUCCCAUCAAAGAUCGUCAAGGAUUUCUCUAUGACAGUUGACAGACAAAACCGCAAUCCCACCCCCCAAGUUACUGUCACCUCUUCAGGCCGUACAGUGAAGAGAAGAGUUCAACAGCUGGAUGAUGAUCCAGAUCAAAAGACUUUCCGAUUGGUGGAAUAUGAGGAUGAGCUGGACCUUUUGACUGUAUUGGUCACUAAUGGAGAGGAGGAACAGGGAAUAGCUCACGUCCAGCUGCAUGACAACCAGAGCGGGAAGUUACUACGGACGGUUGAACUGGCUGAACGUUGGGAUGAGACAUAUCGACAUGAGCUGUUCUUUGACAAAGACACGAUUGUUCACAUUGAACAACAAAAUACCAACUUCUGCUGCCAUGUUUACAAACUGGAGGGUCUCGAGGAAUAUGCGGAGUAAACAAUUAUGGAAAGAAUUUUGUGGUUACGAGAAAAAAA
Molecule: messenger RNA, 1598 nt
Organism: Sphaeramia orbicularis (orbiculate cardinalfish)
Lineage: Eukaryota; Metazoa; Chordata; Actinopteri; Kurtiformes; Apogonidae
Gene: dcaf17
Product: ddb1 and cul4 associated factor 17
Exons: 14
Coding region: 25-1560 (511 amino acids)
Biological process (GO): protein ubiquitination
Cellular component (GO): Cul4-RING E3 ubiquitin ligase complex
Source: RefSeq, a predicted model, not a curated record